This is a messenger RNA of Macrosiphum euphorbiae (potato aphid), 528 nucleotides long. The record is from the annotation of a GenBank genome assembly. NCBI's taxonomy places the organism in Eukaryota, Metazoa, Arthropoda, Insecta, Hemiptera, Aphididae.
AUGAAAAGCAUGACUACAUCGAAGGAUGUCAUGUUUAAAGUGGCGGAUUUUUUGAAAGUCAAAGGAGGUAUGGGUGCUGCAAUUGAAAAUCACGGUCUAGGAGUAAAUAAUAUAUCACGCACAGAACUGUUCCGAGUAGCAAAACUAUGUACUAGUGCUGUGGCCACCACUCAAACCCCUGAAACCAAACCGGCAGUUGCUGUCACUAAUGAAUCAAUUAUUGUGCCGGGGUUCCCAAAACCUAAUGGCCAACCCCAGCCGAAUCCGUUCAACGGUCCUGAACGUGAUCUAGUUAAUUUUCCUAGAAUGGUGAGGUUAGAAGAUCCACCUAAAACUAGAUAUUUGUUCGUGCCCGAAGAGUGGUUUGAAAUAUUUUACGAAAAGACUGGAGUCACAGGUCCAUAUGUACUUGCUGCUGGUAUUACGACUUUUGUAUUAAGUAAAGAAAUAUGGGUAGUUGACCUGGAGUUCCCCUAUGUAUUAGCUACAAUCGGUUGGUUGGAAAAAAUUCUCAGCAUCUUUAGCUAA